AUGAGUGUUAAAAAAUACGCACAGUAUGUUCAGCUCAACGUCCUACCAACUUUGCUGAAAAACGGACCCGAUCCUAAAUUACUUGCCUUCCGUGUUUUCAAUGGGCCCGCACUACGAGUCCACUGCCAGCGCCUUCUCUACUUCAUCAUCUUCUACGCCCUUCUUGCAGCCUUCUUCUUCAACUACCUGAAUUGGCUAAUGUAUUUUCAAGUAUCACGUGACUAUCCCAAGCUGACAGGGCUCCACAGUGCCCUACGUAUGAAUCCCGGCCUCAGUUUCGUGCCUCAACCGGACCUAUUUAACAGUCUAAUUCGCAUUCGGACGACGGUGCCUCUGCCAAUAUAUUCCCUGAUAGAUCAGGUCGCCGCCUUCCUCCAGUCCUACCAGGACAACAGCGGUUGCACGGAGAUGGAGGACUGUGUGCAGGAGGGAGGUCUGACCCAGGAUCCGGAGCGUCCCUGUGUCUAUGAUCUGAAUGCUGGAGGACCCUGCAACCUAGCCAAUGGUUUUGGUUAUGACGCCCUACAACCCUGUUUCGCCCUGAAAAUGAACAAAAUUUAUGGCUGGUUGCCAGACCCAUUCUCGGCGAUCCCACCGGGCAAAAAUCCCGGCAACUUGGACAAUGGCACAUUUCGGUCCAUGUACUUUCCCUAUCGAAACCAAGCUUGUUAUCAGCAACCGCUGGUUUUUGUGCAAUUUAUUGGCAUGGCUAGAUAUACACUCAUUCGAGUGAAAUGUCACCUGAUUGCAAAGAAUAUUCAUGUGGACCUUGCACGGCGUGAGGGCAGCGUCUCUUUUGAAAUACUGGCUGAUUAG
This is a messenger RNA of Dibothriocephalus latus, 816 nucleotides long. Lineage: Eukaryota; Metazoa; Platyhelminthes; Cestoda; Diphyllobothriidea; Diphyllobothriidae. The record is from the annotation of a GenBank genome assembly.